AUGGCCGUUCUCAAGUCAAACUCCAUCUCAGAGGGCCCCCCUCGUUAUUCCCUAGAGAAUUCCGGCAAUGCCUCACCUGCAAAGGGCGCCGGCUCCAUCCCUGGGGAGAUCUACCCCGUCACCACCGCCAGCGAACUACAUCGGGAGAUGUCGAUUCGGACCAUCUUCAUGCUUGGUAUCGGUGGGAGUGUUGGCACAGCGCUAUUUGUUAGUAUCGGCAGUGCUCUAUACUCUGCGGGCCCUGCCAGCUUGCUUCUCGGGUUCAUCGUCUACAGCAUUGUCCUCGCCAACAUCAACAACUCCAUGGCUGAAAUGACAACCUACAUGCCUGUCACUGGUGGUUUCAUCCGAUUGGCUGGCCAGUGGGUUGAUAAUGCCCUUGGUUUCGCUGCGGGUUGGAACUUUUACAUUUACCUUGGCCUUAUUGUUCCUUUUGAGAUUACUGCUCUCAGUCUAGUUUUAUCUUUCUGGAGUCCAGAUAUCCCUGCAGGAGCCAUAUGUGCAGGCUGUAUUGUCCUUUACUUUGUUAUCAACAUUUUCGCCGUUCGAGUCUAUGGCGCAGCUGAGUUCUGGCUUUGCUUCGGUAAAGCUCUACUCCUAGUUAUCCUCAUGAUGUUCACCCUUGUCACCAUGUGCGGAGGGAACCCUCAACACGAUGCUUACGGCUUUCGACACUGGAAUCAGCCAAGUCCUUUUCUUGAAUAUUUCAGUACCGGAAACACUGGAAGGUUUGAGGGAUUCCUUGCCGCUCUGUGGACUGCGUCUUUUACUUGCGUUGGACCUGAGUACCUCAGCAUCGCAGCCAGCGAAGUCAAGCAUCCGCGUAUCUAUGUUAAGAAGGCUUCCAAGGCUCUCUUUGCCCGUAUCUUGAUCUUCUUCAACGGUGGCUGUCUGGCCAUCACCAUCAUCGUCUCGCCAAAGGACAAAGUCCUUGAGCAGCUGUACGGUCAGGGAAGUGAAGGUCAUGGAAGUGCCGCCGCUUCGCCCUACAUUAUAGCUAUGGGGAAUCUCGGAGUUACCGGCCUCCCGCAUUUGAUCACGGCUCUCUUUGCCACCACCAUCUUCGCCGCUGGUAAUACUUCCCUCUACAGCGCCACUCGCUGUCUUUAUAGCUUGUCUCUUGAGGGUCAUGCGCCUAGAAUAUUGAGCAAGGUCACCAAAUCUGGGACCCCAAUCUGGUCUUUGAUUGUCACCAUGGCGUUUCCGUUUCUUGCUUUUCUGCAACUUGGAAACGGGUCUUCGACCGUCCUGACCUGGCUCAUCAACCUCGCCACUGGCGCCACCCUGAUUUACUUCAUCUCUGCCCUGAUCACUUACCUCCGCUUUUAUCGGGCGUGCCAGGUUCAAGGUUUUAACCGGGACAAGCUGCCCUACAAGGGUUGGUUCCAGCCAUACAGUGCAUGGUUUGCUCUCUUCUUUGAGAUCAUGAUCGUUAUCUUCCAUGGUUACCGAUCCUUGCUUCCUUUCGAUGUUAGUGGCUUCAUUACUGCAUACUUCAUGCCUCUGUUUGUUCCCAGUCUAUUCGUCUGCUGGAAGGUCUUCAAGAAGACAACAUUUGCCAAAGCAGAGGAUCUGGAUCUGGUGUGGGAGGCCCCUCUGAUCGACGCCUACGAAGCAUCGUUGGAGGAGGCUCCUGUUGGCUUCUGGCGCGAUGUUUGGCAAAUGCUGCGGCCUACCAAGAGAAACAAAACGGCCGAGGUCUAA
Messenger RNA from Fusarium coffeatum, 1704 nucleotides. RefSeq lists its product as uncharacterized. The coding region runs from base 1 to 1704 and encodes 567 amino acids. The transcript is spliced from 2 exons. Gene Ontology annotation, biological process: amino acid transmembrane transport. Gene Ontology annotation, molecular function: amino acid transmembrane transporter activity. The record is from RefSeq and is a predicted model, not a curated record. NCBI's taxonomy places the organism in Eukaryota, Fungi, Ascomycota, Sordariomycetes, Hypocreales, Nectriaceae. Gene Ontology annotation, cellular component: membrane.